GGGGGGGUAAGGGUGGUUGUGAUGUGUGCAAACUUGUUUGCCUCAUCUGUGGUGUGAUAAGCUUCGGGUUGACAGUCUGGGCUGUUUUCUUCUCUGUCUCUCAGCUGGACUUCACUUCAUGCAGUGCACGCGGAUCCCACCGUGCAGCCGCGUGCUUAUUCAGCAAGUUCCCACCACUGAGUUUGUCAGAGCAAGGGAAUGAGGGCCGGGGGUUAAGCAGAUGUGCCACUUUUGUUUCAUAUACAUACGUUGAUAGUGAUAUUUGAUAUGUUGUGUUUGUAAGAGAGAAUAUUUCUCGUUCGCUGUUGUUUUGCUGCACUGAACAUAACGGCGCAAUUUAAUCCUUAUAGAAUUAGCGUGUUUACCUGCGUCUCGCCGGUGAAAUGACGUUGAGGGCAGCCGACAAUCUGCCGAGCGUCGCGGUUUAAUAGUAAACAGGCUCUCGCUGAAAGCCACGCGAGAGUGGAGGGGAUUGGGGCUUCUUUUCACACACUCCGUCACCUGGAAACCACAGGAGCCCACGAGAACCCUCCGCACAGGUGUGAAUCCGGACACGCGCGAUGGAUGAUUCAGGGAUCAUCCGUAGACGGAGGCUGCAGGAUUUACCUCUGCCGCGCAAAAGUAGCAAGUAAGUUAACAUUCACGCAUGUUUCUUCCUCUGUGUGUGUCUCUGGGUAGAUUUACAUGUUGUUGAGACAUUUGGUGGAUCUCAUACAAUUGUAUUCCAAGUCUGGGAAUGUCAUUAAUUCUCUGGAAAACUGAGACAAAUUCUACAUUUAAUGGGAUUUAAUGAGGUACUUUUGAGGUAAUUUUGCAUUGUUUUACUGCUGUUCUACAUUGUAUGGCCCACAUGUUUUCUGAGCUGAGAGACAAAACACAAACCAAGAAGGAAUGCCUUCUUUCGGUGCUCGGAAUCCUUGCAGCUUUGUUAAAGGAAGUCGCGGGGACAUGGUGGUAUUCUGCUUUCAGCCGGCAGCGUGUUCCAGCUCUGCGGGAGCCCUUUCUGCUCUCUGAGCGCCUCCGUCGACACAAUCUGUUGCACCAGUGAGCUGUGAUGGAUGAAAGUUCAGCAGCAGGAGAGCGGCGCUGUGACCUCAGCGCCCUGCGUGGUCGCAGAGAGGUUGGGAAGGGAGAAUGGAGCAGUACAUGACGUCGAGUGCAGAUAGUGAAUGACGGACAUCUUAUUUGUUGUUUUAUUACAUUUUUAUGAUUUAUCGAAGGUAUCGUAAUGCAACAGUCAUAUGCCCUGUAUGUACAUUGAAACUGGUGUCAAAGAGAUUUCUUCUUUGAGUGAUUUCAAUGUCAGCGACGUGACUAAAUUCAGUUCUCGUGCUGUGAGAAAAAUGACUUCCGGAGUUUAGCUGAAGCUGAUUUGAAGCUUCAACAGUCUGAGUCAGACAAAAAAUUGAAAAAACUCUGUCCAUGGUGCUGAAAUGAAACUCACCACUCUUUCUUUCACCGGCACACCGUGUUUUACUCAAAAAUAUGACAUGCGGACUGAUCUUUUUCACACAGAGGCUGAAGGGACAUUUGUUCCUAGCGGGUUUUUUCUGGCAGCGUUUUGUUUGCUUCAUAUUAAUUAAUGUUUGCGUCUUGAUAAAAUCCUCUCUUCUGCCGAGAUAGAGGUGAUGUUUCUCAUCUACUCUUAAAGUUGGAUUCGAAAAGCUGUAGCUGGCUGCAGCUAAAAGCACUUCACAAAUCAGGCAGAAUUUGGAAAAGUGUCUUAUGUCAUCUCUAAAGGCUGUCUGGAAAUGCCUUUGAACAUGGAGGGAAGGGGGGGGGUUGCAAUUUUCCACAAAAUGCUUACACUUUGCCAUCAUCAUUUCGAGUGUUGAAAUCCUUGAAAUCUCUCUGAAAUUGCUGUAGUCCAGAGCCAUACUUGCUUUUUUUUUUACUUUUGACUUGGCCGCUCUUGUGUGAGAGCAGAAUGUGAAUCUGUUUAUCAUGUAAACUGCUAUUGCUGCACUGAGGGAGCAGGAAGUUGUAAAUGUGAAGCAUGGAUUUAAUUCCCCGUAUUGAGCUGCACUUUUUAAAUAUUGAAUUGUAUGCAUUUUACCCUGCAUAGUCACUGUCUGGCAGCAGUAGCCCGAUGAUGCUAGCUUAUACAUGCCUGGUGUAUUUAAUGUCUUUCUGCAUCCACGUGUAAUUACAAUUUACCGCCUCACUCUGUUCGGCCACAUGAAUUUGUGUGUGUGUGUGUGUGUGUGUGUGUGUGUGUGUGUGUGUGUGUGUCAGUGAUCUGGUGUGCAGCAUGCAUGUGUGUCCCUGACUGCUGCCACGAAGUGUGUUUUGUCCCUGACCUCUGACCUCCGUGUGGCAGAUGUCACGGCGUGACAUGAAGGAGACACUGGAGCUUGAGGCUCACGGUCAGCCCCCCCCCCCCCAUGGGUUUUUCUCCACACAUCUUCCUGUGGGUGGAGCUGGAGUAUUAGACUAUGGGUGUAAUGAUGGGGCGUUUAUUGCAGAGUGAGAAUAAAGUGAGCUGAAGGACAAACAGGCUACCAGAUAUCUGAAAACACUGAGAGGUUAAAUAUGCUUCAGAAGAGACAAAAAACAACUCCCACAUUACACUCAAAAACAAACACACCACGUCUUCCAUAUGAUAUCAUGCUGCCCAUCCCUGUCUGUGACCCCCCCACUGUGUUUCAGUGAUAUCAUCACCCUCUUCCUCCCCCCUCCCCCGUCUCUCCUCGCACAUGUAUAUUUUAUCCAGCCAGACUCCCACAUUAGAGACGGCAUCCAUUAUUGAAUUACUCCCCUCAGCACUACUGUGCAACUGUCACCCCACGUCAGCUUUAACAUUUGGUGGAUUUGUUUCAAAGGGAGGGACACACACACACACACACACACACACACACACACACACACACACACAGAAAUGACAUCUCUCUUGGCUGGGCAUUGCAGAGCAGCUUCUGUUAUAUCUAGGGCAAAUAGAUGAUGCCAGAGCUCAUCCAAUAUGGCAUUUUACAAAGAAAAAAAUAGAACUGCGUCUCUAAGUGCAUUUUAAAAGGAUGCUGACGUCAUUCUAUAUCCGUUCCUACUGAAGAUGUAAAUCUUUAAAAAAGCAUUGCAGAAAUAUAGUUUAAUCCUGAAAAGUCUCAGUAAUUUCCUAAAGCAGCUUGGCACUGUAGCUUUAAGCAAACAUCACUUGAACAGGAGUAAAUAGUGCAUGCUUUGGGAUCUAUUUUCAGCUGCGGAUUAAUACACAUUUCCACCGCUAGUGAAUAUUUACAGCAAAAAAAACGGUAUUUGUGGGAUUGACUUAAAAUUAAGUCCAGUUCUGGUGUUCAAGGAAGAUGUCACCCAGUGUAACCGUGUGGUUUAUGAAUGUGUUUUCAAAGGGGCGGACCCAUUAUUUAUUCAUUAAAAAAAAAAAAAAAUUUUUUAAAUCAUUAUGUAGCUACCCAGCGGUGUUCCUUAUGAAUUCAAAUCCAAACGCACGUUCUAGUGUUAAAAUGCUAGUAUUAUGAGUAAGAUUUGCUCAAAACUAAAAUGCCCAGCUCUUUAGGGAAACUAUUUAGCCUUUUUACUGAAGGAAAAAAUGGAAGAUAUACAUCUUCAGUAGGAGUAGAGGGCCUUUAAACACAGAGGGCUGCAAAAUUUGUGCAUGAAAACUUUUCAUACCUGCAGUGAUGGGAAUGUGCACCAGAGUCGACACUUUUUCAGUAAAAGGUUCAAAUAGAUGGAUGCAAGCUGAGGACAUACUGGGAUCCUAUUGACCCAGAGCAGCGUCUGGCUGAGCUAAAGUGUUGUGUAGCCUAAGCUACUGAAAGCUAUUUGUUUGAGUUUCCUUUUAAGGAAGUGCUCUGAGUAAAUUUGAGUUAUCUCUGGCAUACAGUUACACAGUGUAUAUGUUUAGGGGUUUUAUUGUGAAAGGUGAGAAGGGGAAAGAGCGCAUCUGGUUGAAAAGAGUAAUAAAGUUUGCUGUCUUGGUUUAGACUACGGGGCCGUUGUUGUACACUAUAGUGUACGUUUUGAAUAUGUCAGUUUCACACAACGUGAUUGGUUGAUGCCUUUAUUUGCCAUGUGAAAGCUCAGAAAAAUCAACCUCAAAAAAUUAUUUUUUACCACAUAGUAUUCGCGUUCUACGUAUUCAUGACAAAAACAAUAGUUAAAAAUAUAACAAUGAUGUAUUAAUUAAUUACACAAAAAAAACACCCUCUGUGUGUAAAGCAUGGGGAAGUCAGAAAGCAAUGAGGGACUAAUACAUUGUUGGUUUUGGUCUUUUCAUGAGAUUUAUUGACAAAAACAUCGAUUUUUGCCAGCCUUAUCCUUUAAUAGCUUUUGGGCACAGAGGAAUAAAAUCUAUCAGUCUUUGUUAGUUGGAUGAAUCCAUUGUUGGCUCUGGUCUUUUCGGUGGAUUUGUUAUGUAAUAAGAUAAAUAUAGAAUAACAUCAUCAUUAUCCCUUAAUGGUAUUAUUUUUUUUACGAUGUCAGUACCAGCAGUAACAUACACACAAAAAAACACUCACAUGUGAAAACCAUCGACCGUCUUCCUGUCUUGUCAUUCACAUUAGUCGUCAGAUCGUCUCUCCACCUCUGAUUGGCUUUCACUCGCUCGUUCUUGCAUUCUCACUGUCUCUCUCACUCUCUCUCUCUCAUUCAUACUGUGCAUAUACCUGUAGGGUUUACUGACCCCCCUCCCCUUUCCAUCUCUCUCUCUCUCUCACUGCCACCCUCCCCCCUCGCUCUGUCGCUCCACACUUCCUGACUUGGCACGAUACCCUUGAGAGCAGCCCCACAAUCCUCUCUCCGUCUGAGAGGGAUGCUCACCAGCCGGUCCCCUCUCUCCACCUCUUCCCUCCUCUCUCUCACUCUCUCUCUCUCUCUCUCUCUCUCUCUCUCUCUCCCUCAUACACUCUUGCACGCAAACUCGUCUCGGCGAGACAGCGGUGAGUGUGUGUGUGUUCAACUGGCCAGAGGAGGCUGACAUGCCGGUGUGGAGCGUAAUCGCUGCCUCUUAACUGCCUCUGUGUGGGUGUGUGUGUGUGUGUGUGUGUGUGUGUGAGUGAGUGAGGCUCAGCUGCUCUCAUGAUCAUCUGCCAACACAGCCUCUGCUGCUAGCAACAUGUUUCGACGCACAAAAAGUUGCAGAACCAGUAACAGGAAAAGCCUCAUCCUGACCAGCACGUCACCCACCCUGCCACGGCCGCACUCUCCACUGCCUGGACACAUAGGAAGCAGUCCGUUGGACAGCCCGCGCAACUUCUCACCAAGUGGACCUGCCCACUUUUCCUUCGCCUCCUCUCGCAGGGCUGAUGGUCGUAGAUGGUCCUUGGCUUCGCUGCCUUCUUCCGGAUAUGGCACCAAUACACCCAGUUCAACGUCAUCCAGCUCAUCCCAGGAGCGUCUGCACCAGCUGCCCUUCCAGCCGACCAUGGACGAGCUGCACUUCCUGUCCAAGCACUUUGGCAGCACCGAGAGCAUCACGGACGACGAUGGGGGCCGUCGCUCGCCGCACGUCCGCCCUCGCUCUCGAAGCCUCAGCCCGGGGCGCUCUCCAUCCUGCUAUGACAAUGAAAUAGUGAUGAUGAACCAUGUCUACAAGGAGCGCUUCCCCAAGGCCACGGCUCAGAUGGAGGAGAGGCUGGCAGAGUUCAUCCAGAACUACUGCCCAGAGAGUGAGCUGCCACUGGCCGACGGCGUCCUCAGCUUCAUCCACCACCAGGUAGCCGAGCUGUCCAGGGACUGCCUGACCAAGUCACGCGAGGGUCUCAUCACCAGCGUCUACUUCUGUGAGCUGCAGGAGAACCUGGAGAAGCUGCUGAAUGACGCCUACGAGCGCUCCGAGAGUUCGGAGCUCACCUUCGUCAUUGAGCUGGUCAAAAAGCUCUUCAUCAUCAUAUCUCGUCCAGCCAGGCUCCUCGAGUGUUUGGAGUUCAACCCUGAAGAGUUUUACCAUCUGCUGGAGGCAGCGGAGGACCACGCCAAGGAGGGACAACUGAUGAAGGCGGACAUCCCUCGAUACAUCAUCAGCCAGUUGGGGCUGACCAGAGACCCGCUGGAGGAAAUCAGCCUCGACAGCUACGACAGUGAGGGUCCACACACUCCAGAGACCGAUGACUCGGCAGAGGGAAAAGGGAGAACCAUCAAGCCACCGAGUGAAGAAGAUUUUCAGAGCAUCAAGCUGAUCAGCAAUGGAGCUUAUGGCGCCGUCUACCUGGUGCGACACAGAGAGAUGCGUCAGCGCUUUGCCAUGAAAAAGAUCAACAAGCAGAAUCUGAUCCUGAGGAACCAGAUCCAGCAGGCGUUCGUGGAGAGGGACAUCCUCACCUUCGCGGAGAAUCCGUUCGUCGUCACCAUGUUCUGCUCCUUUGAGACGCGGAGACAUCUGUGCAUGGUCAUGGAAUAUGUUGAAGGUGGUGACUGUGCCACUUUGUUGAAGAACAUCGGGGCUCUGCCUGUGGAGCUGGCGAGGAUGUACUUCGCUGAGACUGUUCUAGCCCUGGAAUACCUGCACAACUAUGGCAUCGUCCAUAGAGACCUGAAACCUGACAAUCUACUGAUCACCUCCAUGGGGCACAUCAAGCUUACAGACUUUGGCUUGUCGAAGAUGGGUCUAAUGAGCCUCACCACCAACCUGUACGAGGGGCACAUUGAAAAAGAUGCCAGAGAGUUCCUGGACAAGCAGGUGUGUGGUACUCCAGAGUACAUCGCUCCAGAGGUGAUUCUCCGUCAGGGCUACGGAAAGCCGGUGGACUGGUGGGCCAUGGGCAUCAUCCUCUAUGAGUUCCUGGUGGGCUGCGUGCCUUUCUUUGGAGACACUCCGGAGGAGCUGUUUGGACAGGUCAUCACAGACAAUAUAGUUUGGCCAGAUGGCGAUGACGCCUUGCCUGAGGAUGCCCAGGACCUCAUCUCCGCCCUGCUGCAGACCAACCCUCUUGUGAGGUUGGGUACAGGUACUAACAGGAGCGGAGCGUUUGAGGUGAAGCAGCAUCCGUUCUUCACAGAGCUGGACUGGAACAGUUUGCUGAGACAGAAGGCAGAAUUCAUCCCUCACCUGGAGUCAGAGGAGGACACCAGCUACUUUGACACCCGCUCGGAUCGGUAUCACCACAUCAAUACGUACGACGAGGAUGACACCAAUGACGAUGAGCCGGUAGAGAUCAGACAGUUCUCCUCUUGUUCUCCUCGCUUCAGCAAGGUGUACAGCAGCAUGGAGCAUCUGUCUCAGCUGGAGCACAAAGCUUCCAACUCCGUGUCCCGUCGGGAGCACAAGGGCCCGCGGGAUGACAAGGUGACCAAGAGAGAGAGCCUGGGCAGCUUCAGCAUGAGAGACAAGAGCUGGAGGACCGGAUCCCCAGAGAUGAAGCGCCUGUCUUGUUCAGAGUCCCUCUACAUGGAGGGGGAUGCGAGCCCUCCUCUUGGCGCUCGCCGACGCUUCUCAGCACUGAUGGACACACAUCGUUUUGCCUCAGCGCUAGACGGUGAGCCAGACUUCCUGUCCCGCCAGGCACCCAUGAAGGUCCGUGGAACCUCCCUGGACGGGACCAGUGUCCCCUCACCGAGCCUCCUGGAGCAGAGGAACGGUCUGAAGGAGAUCAACGGAGCAGACAAGUCCCCUAGACAUGGAGAGACACCAGGAGUUCCCACUGCCCCAUUAACCCCAGGGCCUGCAGUAGCCGGUCGUGAUGUGAUGACCCCUCUGUACGACCCUCUGGGGCCCCGGGCCACCAAUGACCUGGUCCUCCGCAGAGCGCGCCAUCAGCAUUUGUCUGGCGACAGCGAGAAACGCAACUCCAGAGCUGGAAACAAGGUCAUCAAGUCAGCCUCUGCUACGGCCCUGUCUGUCAUCAUACCAUCAGUGGAGCAGUAUGGCGGUUUCUCUCCGCUGGCCAGCCCCAUGUCCCCCCACUCACUCUCCUCCAACCCCUCGUCCCGAGACUCUUCGCCCAGCAGAGACUUUUGCCCGGUAGUCAGCGUGCUGCGCUCUCCCAUCACCAUCCAUCGCUCCGGAAAGAAGUACGGCUUCACUCUCAGGGCCAUCAGGGUCUACAUUGGAGACAGUGACAUCUACAGCGUGCAUCACAUUGUUUGGCAUGUGGAGGACGGCGGCCCCGCCCAGGAAGCUGGCCUGUGCGCCGGUGACCUCAUUACCCACGUCAACGGGGAGUCUGUCCACGGUCUGGUCCACACUGAAGUGGUAGAGCUCAUCCUCAAGAGUGGAAACAAGGUGACGGUGACAACCACGCCUUUUGAGAACACCUCUAUUAAAGUGGGUCCUGCCCGCAAGGCCAGCUACAAGUGUAAGAUGGCCCGACGAAACAAGAGGACCAUAGGAAAGGACAGCCAGGACAGUAAGAAGCGCAGCUCCUUGUUCCGUAAGAUUACAAAGCAGUCCAAUCUGCUGCACACCAGCCGCAGCUUAUCCUCUCUGAAUCGCUCUCUGUCCUCCAGUGAGAGUCUCCCUGGCUCCCCGACUCACAGCUUGUCUGCCCGGUCUCCGACUCAGGGCUACCGCUCCACCCCCGAGCCCUCAUACCUGGGUGCCUCCUCCCAGAGCAGCUCUCCGGCCUCCAGCACUCCAAACUCCCCCGCUCCCUCUCAGCACAUGAGGCCCAGCUCCCUGCACGGCCUCUCCCCGAAACUGCACCGCCAGUAUCGCUCUGCCCGCUGUAAGUCUGCAGGCAACAUACCCCUGUCCCCGCUCGCCCACACGCCCUCCCCCACCCAGUCCUCGCCCCCGCCGUUGCCUGGCCACACCGUGGGGAGCUCCAACACCACCCAGUCCUUUCCCGUCAAGCUCCACUCCUCGCCGCCGGUGGUCCGCCCCAGGCCCAAGAGUGCUGAACCCCCUCGAUCGCCUCUUCUCAAACGGGUGCAGUCGGCGGAGAAGCUGGGCUCGCCUCUAACCCAGUCCAGCUCAACAGGAGGACUGGGCGGUCCGCUAAGGAAGCACAGCCUGGAGGUGCAGCACUCUGAGUACCGUAAGGAUGCCUUCCUCUGUGAGCUCGGGCUCCAGAGCCUGCUGGAGACGGACGGGGAAAACUUGCCCCCUAAUCCUCCACCCCUGCCCUCAUCCUCUACAAACCCGGAAACCGGUGUCCUGAAGCCUGUGAGGAGACUAGGGAGACAGGAGUCACCGCUCAGCAGAGAAACACUGCUGGCUGGGAGGGACAGGGAAGAGAGGGAGAGGGGACGGGAGAGGGAAAAAGAGAGGGAUACUGAUACCGCGACAGUCCUGGAGAGAUUGAGUCGCUUUGGAGCAACAGGAUGCCAGUCGUCAUUAACAAGAAAAUCUCAUAGUGAGCUGUCCUUUAGCUCGCAGGCUGGCCAGAGCUCCAGACUUUGUGCAGAAACCACUAAAGCUACAAGUUCUUGCACCCCUAGCAAAACAACAGGAAGUCUAAGUGUUCAGAAGGGACCUGAAAAGAUCCCUCAGAGUCCGGCGGACUUAACGUCAAAACAGCAAGACCCCAUGGGAGCCAAAAGUGUGUUUUCUAAUAUUAAAGACGUCAAGGAGCAGCUGUGGGGCAGAACUGAACCGAAGCAGGAAGGAGACAACAGGGGUAGGCCUGGUGUACCUGGUGCUGCCUUCAACAGGAGCUCUGCUUCCACUCCGGAUAAAUCCAUCGGCGUCAACGCGUCAGCGAAAGCCGGUCCUCUAAACAUGAGCAAACCCUUUAAACCAUCAGGUAUGGGGGACAGCCUGAGAAAGGCUGGAGCAGAGAGCGGCGACUCGAGGACUCCAGACUUCGGCUCCAAAAGCCCCAAGCUACUAGCGCGGAUUCUUGCCCCCGUCGUCCCCCCACAUGGGCAGCCGCUCUUGCUGGGCAAGGUGAGGCAAGGACUUGGGCCCGUCAACUGCUACCGGGGGACUCUUGACUGGGAGGACAAAUGUCGCCUAGAAGUGGUGGAGGAGCAUUCGCCUUCCCCCUCUCCCUCCCCGACGUCCGUCACCCCCUCCCUCUGCGGACCAUUGCUCUGCAAGUCGCGGCCCGUCUCCCCUGGCGAAAAGACGAGCUUCGUCAGCCAGCUGACCACUGUGGCCAAAAACGUCCUCGGGCCGAUCAAGCUUGGCUCCCAGGAGGGGUCCAAGAGCAAAGAGCAGCAGACUAAGGCGGCGGAGGAGAGGCAGGGAGGGGCAGCGGGAAAGUCUGACACUCCCGCUGGAGGUCGAGUGGUUGUUGGGGCUGCAGUGGUGACCCAAAGUCCUGCUGCUUCACCGCUAGAGAGGGCUGCCAUGGGAAGCAGCCAGUCGAAAAUGUGACCCCAUGGGGUCCCUAAAUGGGACUUUAGUAAAAAAAAAAGUAAAAAAAAGAUAUGCCUUUUUUGGAAGAACAAUGUAACAGAAGUCAAGCACUUAACAAUGUACAUUCCAGUUUCAGAGUACAUGAAAUGUGGUUUAUUGAUUCCAAUGAUUGACUGAUUCUAACUCAAAACCAGGAGUGAAACAAUCUAAUGUAAAGGUGCGUUCUCUGUUGAUUUUCUAUUAUAAAGUAUUUAAUAAGAGGAUUCUUUAAUGUAACGUGGAACACUUUACCAGAUGUAUAUGUGUGUGGGUCUAUGUGAACGCAUGUCAUAUAUGGUAUGUACUGUACAUGUAUAAUAGGUACAAGAAAGUCAAAAAGUGCUUUACCGAUCAAAACAUGCUGAAAACUGUGAAUACCAAAAUCCAGUCACUCUAUUUUCUCUUUCAAACCAGCGCUUUGUUCUCUCACUGCUUUCUCAAGCAAGACAAUGACGAAGUCGUGGUCACGUUGUAGUAUUUGCAUCAAACGAGGCAGCCGAGCCUCAGUUUGGUUUCAGCGGGUGAGCAAGCAGCAAGAUGAUGGAGCUCAUUUCUUCUCCAUCCGGCAGUUUACAGAGUCGCUGUGCAUGGGUCAGACAAAGCUGAAGCAGGCACUCUGUCAGUGGAUGUCAUGUCUAGCUCUGACUGUCGCAGGAGAUUGUGUGUGUGUGUGUGUGUGUGUGUGUGUGUGUGUGUGUGUGAGUGUGUGUGUGUGUGUGUGAGAGAGAGCGUGUGAAGCCACCUUGGGUCUAUUUCUGCUGCUUCUUGGAGGCUGUGUCGUCCUGCAGAGGAAAGCGUGUUUGACAGAGCUCCGGCUCAGCGCUUAUCUCCCCUUUGCAGGAGGGCUGCCACAGCACCCUUUUUUUCAGCCAACACACACACAAACACGCACACACACUCACAUUGCCACAGGAGGCAGCACUGUCAGCAGCUGAUUUUAUUUUUUAUGCAUUUAAACCCGUGGUCCUACGAAUUGGGAUGCAAGUGUGUUUUGCGAGUGAGUUAAGAAAUGUGUGAGAACGCGUGUCUUUUCGUGGGGUAAUUACACUCAGCAAGGGUCACGACGGGGAACCAAACUGGAAAUAAACAGGCGGCAUUUCGGAUCCAGUAACAGUUACAGGCUUUGCUGAACAUUCUCCGACUUUACUAACAAAUCACACAGGCUCAGUGAUGGUAAUGUUUGUGGAUAUAGUACACAAAAAAAAGUAAUCGUAAAACACAGAGUGAACCCAUGUGUUGUUUCGAGCCCAAACGGGGGAAAGCAGGCCGUUAUGGAUGUAGCAUACAGUUAUGUGUUUGUUUAAGGGCUCUAUAGAUAUGGUAGGGGUUGUGGAUAUGGGUACAGUAUAUCGCAAUGAACAUGUUGCUGUAAAAGCAAAGUUAUCUGCAGUAUAAUCAGAAUGACUGUGUUAGGUUGUUAGGAACCACAAGCUAGGUAGUCGAGAUCGAUUCAUGUGAAACUCACUUUUUUGAGAUGUAACAUACUGAUUCAACGAUCUUAGCAAGAGCGCUGAGAAGGAUUAAAUGUUCACCGGGAGAAACAACUUGUGCUCCUCUCUCCCGCCGGUCCUAUUCGUUCUCAGUAACUGUCCGGUGUACAUCAUCUCAUGCCACUCAUUCACAGCUGUGUGUGUGUGUGUGUGUGUGUGUGUGUGUGUGUGUGUGUGUGUUUGUGUGUGAGGACUGCUGUCACUGAGAAGAGUACAGGGUUUAAAUGAUUGAAUCCAUUUUUGAUUUCAUCGAAACGUUGAUUCUUCUAAGCUCUAGAAAUGUAAACUGAUUACACCAACAACAACUUCACACAGAUAUGCAUUUCAUUGUCCAAAAGGGGGGGGGGGGGGGGGGGUUUGUUCUCCAACUGUUUUACAUUAAGUAGGCUACUUCCUGUACAGUUGUGCUGGCAGCGGUUUUACAUCAGCUGGCAACAUUGUUUUGGUUUGGAUCUGUCUAAAAAAAACUAAAACAAUGAGCUGGAAAUGGUUAAAAGCUAUGCAGAGCUACAAAGUGGGAAGUUGAUUUUUGUGGUCUUGGCAGAUCUUUUUACAUAACCAGUCGGUAAUAUGUAUAUUAAAAAAACAUAUAUUAAUGCAUCUUUAAUGCAAUACAGAUUGAUUUUUCCUUUUUAGAGGAUAGCAAUCCAUGCUCAAAUCAAACAAUGUUCGAGGGUGUUCCAAUGAUUUGACACCCCUCAUCAGAAAGUCUCAUGCAGUUCACGCAACAAACCAUAGUUUUCUUUCAUUCAGCGUCGUACUCUACUGCCCUCCAGUGGUUUAAAACAUCCACUGUAAGACAUGUUUCCAUAACAUGUUCAUUAAUAAUCUGCUGGAGUGAGAGUUACGACCACUAAAAUACUGCAGAAUGGAGGUUAUUAGCCAUAGGGUUACUGAAUAUGCAUUUAUGUUUAUAAUGACAAAAAUCUUUGCAGUAAUUAUCAAAUGAACACUUGAAACAUGAAUUUAUUCCUUUCCUGUUGUCGUGUUCUUGACGUGACUGUUAAUUAUAUCUUCUGGGAUAGGGAUUGACAUUUUUAAUAUAAUAUACUGUCUUAUAUAUUCUACUGAUAGGAAGCAGUUCUUUUAUAUCUUGAUGUAAUAAAUGAGGCAUCAGGUCAGCUCUGAUAACCUGACUAAGAAAACUAACUGUAAUGUAAUCUUCUACAGAUAUUACGCCCACUUUCAGGCCUUUUUUCCGAAUCAAUGGUGUCUAUAGUGUUACAUGUUUGAGAAUUUCUUUUUUUCUUUUUGUGAUUGACAGAGAGAGUAGUAUAAAUGCACUUUAUUUGGAAAAUUUGCUGGUAGUUUGUAAGUUACUUUGACGAAAAAGAAAAUAUAGCCUACUGUAUACAGAUAUGUAUUCUAGAAAUGAAACGCGAAAGUCCAAGUAUAAAAACAUUCCACGUUUCUCUGUUCACUGACAGUGUAUUUAUUUGUACCAUGGGGCAUUUUUGUUUGUGAUAGAUGUGAUUCAAAUGCAGACACCUGAAGUGCAGUAUGUGGAAUAAAAAUUUGUUCCAAGAUUUGUUCCAAGA
Messenger RNA from Anarrhichthys ocellatus (wolf-eel), 13262 nucleotides. RefSeq names its product microtubule-associated serine/threonine-protein kinase 1-like. Gene Ontology annotation, molecular function: protein binding; magnesium ion binding; protein serine/threonine kinase activity. Lineage: Eukaryota; Metazoa; Chordata; Actinopteri; Perciformes; Anarhichadidae. The transcript has 27 exons. The coding region runs from base 5072 to 10213 and encodes 1713 amino acids. The record is from RefSeq and is a predicted model, not a curated record. Gene Ontology annotation, biological process: intracellular signal transduction; cytoskeleton organization; peptidyl-serine phosphorylation.